Molecule: messenger RNA, 3496 nt
Organism: Hippopotamus amphibius kiboko
Lineage: Eukaryota; Metazoa; Chordata; Mammalia; Artiodactyla; Hippopotamidae
Gene: ATP2A1
Product: ATPase sarcoplasmic/endoplasmic reticulum Ca2+ transporting 1
Exons: 23
Coding region: 176-3157 (993 amino acids)
Biological process (GO): calcium ion transmembrane transport; intracellular calcium ion homeostasis
Cellular component (GO): membrane
Molecular function (GO): P-type calcium transporter activity; ATP binding; ATP hydrolysis activity
Source: RefSeq, a predicted model, not a curated record
GUGGAACGGGGGUCAGAGCUUUGUGGAGGGAAGAAUAACCUGGGGGGGGGGGGCAGGAGAGAAAAAGGAAGAAACCCAGGCAGGCAGGCAGGUGGACACACUGAGGAAAGCCUCUGACGCGUGAGAGCCCCCCAGAAGGAACACACGGCCCCCUGGCCCCCAGGAAGGGAGCACAAUGGAGGCUGCACACUCCAAGACCACAGAAGAAUGUUUGGCCUAUUUUGGGGUGAGUGAAACUACGGGCCUUACCCCGGACCAAGUUAAGCGGCAUCUGGAGAAAUACGGCCACAAUGAGCUCCCUGCUGAGGAAGGGAAGUCCCUGUGGGAGCUGGUGAUAGAGCAGUUUGAAGACCUGCUGGUGCGGAUCCUUCUCCUGGCCGCCUGCAUUUCCUUUGUGCUGGCCUGGUUUGAGGAAGGCGAAGAGACCAUCACUGCCUUUGUUGAACCCUUUGUCAUCCUCUUGAUCCUCAUUGCCAACGCCAUCGUGGGGGUUUGGCAGGAGCGGAAUGCAGAGAAUGCCAUCGAGGCUCUGAAGGAAUAUGAACCCGAGAUGGGGAAGGUCUACCGGGCUGAGCGCAAGGCAGUGCAAAGGAUCAAGGCUCGGGACAUUGUCCCCGGAGACAUCGUGGAGGUGGCUGUGGGGGACAAAGUCCCUGCAGACAUCCGCAUCCUCACCAUCAAGUCCACCACCCUCCGGGUCGACCAGUCCAUCCUGACAGGCGAGUCUGUCUCUGUCAUCAAGCACACAGAACCUGUCCCCGACCCCCGAGCUGUCAACCAGGAUAAGAAGAACAUGCUUUUCUCGGGCACCAACAUUGCAGCCGGCAAGGCCAUCGGCAUCGUGGCCACAACUGGUGUGAGCACUGAGAUUGGGAAGAUCCGUGACCAAAUGGCCGCCACAGAGCAAGACAAGACUCCUCUGCAGCAGAAGCUGGACGAGUUUGGGGAGCAGCUCUCCAAGGUCAUCUCCCUCAUCUGCGUGGCCGUGUGGCUCAUCAACAUCGGCCACUUCAAUGACCCCGUCCAUGGGGGCUCCUGGAUCCGUGGUGCCAUCUACUACUUUAAGAUUGCCGUGGCCCUGGCCGUGGCUGCCAUCCCAGAAGGUCUCCCUGCAGUUAUCACCACCUGCCUGGCCUUGGGCACCCGCCGGAUGGCAAAGAAGAACGCCAUCGUGAGGAGCUUGCCCUCCGUGGAGACUCUGGGCUGCACCUCUGUCAUCUGUUCCGACAAGACGGGCACCCUCACCACCAACCAGAUGUCUGUCUGCAAGAUGUUCAUCAUCGACAAGGUGGAGGGGGACAUCUGCCUUCUGAACGAGUUCUCUAUCACUGGCUCCACUUAUGCUCCAGAGGGAGAGGUCUUGAAGAAUGAUAAGCCAGUCCGGACAGGGCAGUAUGAUGGGCUGGUGGAACUGGCCACCAUUUGUGCCCUCUGCAAUGACUCCUCCUUGGACUUCAAUGAGGCCAAAGGUGUUUAUGAGAAGGUGGGCGAGGCCACCGAGACGGCACUCACCACCCUAGUGGAGAAGAUGAAUGUAUUCAGCACUGAAGUGAGAAACCUCUCAAAGGUGGAGAGGGCCAACGCCUGCAACUCGGUGAUCCGCCAGCUAAUGAAGAAGGAAUUCACCCUGGAGUUCUCCCGGGACAGAAAGUCCAUGUCUGUCUAUUGCUCUCCAGCAAAAUCCCGGGCUGCUGUGGGCAACAAGAUGUUUGUCAAGGGUGCCCCUGAGGGGGUCAUCGAACGCUGUAACUACGUGCGAGUCGGCACCACCCGGGUGCCCAUGUCAGGGCCGGUGAAAGAGAGGAUUCUGUCAGUGAUCAAGGAAUGGGGCACUGGCCGGGACACCCUGCGCUGCCUGGCCCUGGCCACCCGGGACACCCCCCCAAAGCGAGAGGACAUGGUCCUGGAUGACUCUACCAGGUUCAUAGAAUAUGAGACGGACCUGACAUUCGUUGGCGUGGUGGGCAUGCUGGACCCACCCCGCAAGGAGGUCAUGGGGUCUAUCCAGCUGUGCGGAGAUGCUGGCAUCCGAGUGAUCAUGAUUACCGGGGACAACAAGGGCACAGCCAUUGCCAUCUGCCGACGAAUUGGCAUCUUUGGGGAGAACGAGGAUGUGGCCGACCGCGCCUACACGGGCCGGGAGUUCGAUGACCUGCCCCUGACGGAGCAGCGGGAGGCCUGCAGACGCGCCUGCUGCUUCGCCCGCGUGGAGCCCUCCCACAAGUCGAAGAUCGUGGAGUAUCUGCAGUCCUUCGAUGAGAUCACGGCGAUGACAGGUGACGGCGUCAAUGACGCCCCUGCCCUGAAGAAGGCGGAGAUCGGCAUCGCCAUGGGGUCCGGCACUGCCGUGGCCAAGACGGCCUCUGAGAUGGUGCUGGCCGACGACAACUUCUCCACCAUCGUGGCGGCCGUGGAGGAGGGCCGCGCCAUCUACAACAACAUGAAGCAGUUCAUCCGCUACCUCAUCUCCUCCAACGUGGGCGAGGUGGUCUGCAUCUUCCUGACAGCCGCCCUGGGGCUGCCUGAGGCCCUGAUCCCUGUGCAGUUGCUGUGGGUGAACCUGGUGACCGACGGGCUCCCGGCCACAGCCCUGGGCUUCAACCCCCCAGACCUGGACAUCAUGGACCGGCCCCCCCGGAGCCCCAAGGAGCCCCUCAUCAGUGGCUGGCUCUUCUUCCGCUACAUGGCAAUUGGGGCCUACGUGGGUGCAGCCACCGUGGGAGCAGCGGCCUGGUGGUUCAUGUAUGCCGAGGACGGGCCUCACGUCACCUACAGCCAGCUGACUCACUUCAUGAAGUGCGCGGAGCACAACCUCGACUUUGAGGGGGUGGAUUGUGAGGUCUUCGAGGCCCCUGAGCCCAUGACCAUGGCCUUGUCUGUGCUGGUUACCAUCGAGAUGUGCAAUGCUCUCAACAGCCUGUCUGAGAACCAGUCCCUCGUGCGGAUGCCGCCCUGGGUGAACAUAUGGCUCGUGGGCUCCAUCGGCCUCUCCAUGUCCCUCCACUUCCUCAUCCUCUACGUGGACCCUCUGCCGAUGAUCUUCAAGCUGCAGGCCCUGGACCUGGCCCAUUGGCUCAUGGUCCUCAAGAUCUCAUUACCAGUCAUCGGGCUCGACGAAAUCCUCAAGUUCGUUGCUCGGAACUACCUGGAGGGAUAACCCGUUCCCCUCCUCCAUCUCUUUGAACCGUGUCACAGAUCCAGAAGAUGAAAGAAGGAAGUAACCAGUCCCUUUGCCCUCCCUCCCCAACCCUGAUAGAGAUGCAUCUUCAGCCAGAGCUGUAGCACAGCUCCACCCCCACAUCCCUCACUCCCCCCCGACCCCCGACGUUCUUGUUUAUAAACACAGUGUCCCCGUCACGUCUCCUCCCCCCUCAGCAACCCAUCCUCCCUUCUGCCCUUGUAAAACCUCCCCUCCCUGACCCCGUGGGGCUUGCAGGGACAAGGCGACCGAUGGAGCUGAGCUGCUUAUUUAUUGAAAAUAAAUGACAGAAAAAUC